AUGGAUGGCGCUGCAAGUCGUGGUUACAUGAGCGUUGUCCAGUGGCUGCACGAGAAUCACUACGAAGGAUGCACGCACGCAGCGAUGGAUGGGGCUGCACGAGAAUCGCUAGAAGGAUGCACGCACGCAGCGAUGGAUGGGGCUGCACGUAAUGGCUGCCUUGAUAUGGUGAAGUGGCUGCACAACAACCGGUCGGAGGGCUGCAGUACUGCAGAUAUGGAUCUCCUUGCGAUUGGAGGAAGUCUCGGUGCGGCAAAAUGGCUACAUGCGAAAUACUUGCCAGGGUGCAGCUCGGAAGCACUGAUGAAGGCGGCGUCGAUGUGCCGCCUUAACAUGGUCAAGUGGAUGCAUACGGAGCUGGGCCAGCAGGCGUCCAAUGCUGUUAUUGCUGCUGCGGCGGCCGGUGGUAGCCCUCGGGUCGUCCGAUAUCUUUACGAAAACAGAGUGGAGAAAUGCGUGGCUGAUGAGUGUCUCUGGAGUGUACGAGUGCCGGCAAGCGUUUAA
Phytophthora sojae is the source of this 504-nucleotide messenger RNA. RefSeq lists its product as hypothetical. The coding region runs from base 1 to 504 and encodes 167 amino acids. The transcript has a single exon. Lineage: Eukaryota; Oomycota; Peronosporomycetes; Peronosporales; Peronosporaceae. The record is from RefSeq and is a predicted model, not a curated record.